Molecule: messenger RNA, 702 nt
Organism: Rotaria socialis
Lineage: Eukaryota; Metazoa; Rotifera; Eurotatoria; Philodinida; Philodinidae
Source: the annotation of a GenBank genome assembly
AUGACAACAACAACAUUAAGAACAUCAACAACUUCUACAACUAAAAAAGCUUCAACUACAGCAAGAACCUCAACAGUUACCGGCACCUCUACAGCUACUGCAACUGAAUCAAUAAAUUCGUCGACCAUAAAAUUGACAACAGGGCUAACAACUUUAUCAACUACAUCUAUUAUGACUGUAGUCCCAAUCAUAACAAGCACAAAAGAAACAAAUAGUUCUACAACAAUCAUUACAACACUUGUUGCAACAAAUCAUACUUCACUCGUAUCUGUCACUUCAUCUAAAAUAACCAUAGCUGUACCAACUAAAAUAUCAACUAGUACUUCAAGAGAAUCAACUGAUCUGAUAACAACAACAACAACAGCAGCUACUCGUUCUUCCACAACUUUAAUCAUGAAUGCAACAACAUUUGGUAACAACGAGAAUAAUGUUGACCCCUCAAAUAAACCAUUUACUAGUGUUCUUGCUACGUUAAUACCUGCUAUAUGCAUCGCAGUAGCAAUUGUUAUCUUUAUUUCGAAAAAAAGAAUAGCUUCGGCAGCAGGUAGUAUAUUUGGUAGUGCUGCUCAAUAUUUUAUGAAAAAAGAUCAAAGCAUUGAACUUUUACUGAUCGUUGAAGCCGAUCCAAUGAAAAAGCUUUACAGCGCAGCCCUGUUGGGGCUAAAAUGUGGAACUCUCAUAUUUCGGACAGUUAGAUACUGA